Messenger RNA from Polyodon spathula (Mississippi paddlefish), 3658 nucleotides. Its product is annotated as transcription initiation factor TFIID subunit 11-like. Gene Ontology annotation, molecular function: protein heterodimerization activity; transcription coactivator activity. The transcript is spliced from 6 exons. The record is from RefSeq and is a predicted model, not a curated record. NCBI's taxonomy places the organism in Eukaryota, Metazoa, Chordata, Actinopteri, Acipenseriformes, Polyodontidae. The coding region runs from base 187 to 789 and encodes 200 amino acids. Gene Ontology annotation, biological process: transcription initiation at RNA polymerase II promoter; RNA polymerase II preinitiation complex assembly. Gene Ontology annotation, cellular component: nucleus; transcription factor TFIID complex.
CCUGCCUUUGAAUCUGUGAAUAAAGCUUGUUGAAACAGGAACAGGAAGCACUCAGAAGCAAAACAGAGAGCGGUGCGGGUGGACGGAGUUGCACAGUCAGGAUCGUGUCUGUCGUCACUGCUGAGCGGUGCAGGUUUGUCACGGUUGGAAGUGAGAAGCCCCCGUUUCGUUUGCGCCGAGGUCGCAAUGGCAGAUCCGAUGGUGAAGAUGGAAGCAGACCCGAUGGCGGUGGACCCCGACGCUGGACACCAGCAGGGAGCGAUCGAGCCAUCACCCGCCGCCUGGGACCCCAAGGAAAUCAAAGUGGAGGACGAGGAGCAGCAGGGCUCCUUCAAAGAGGCUGGUCUUGGGGAGCAGGGGGAACAAGGGGAGCAGUCCUCUGAGGGCCCCCAGGCCAAGAAACUAAAAGUGGAACCGGAGAAGAGGAGGGAGAAGCGGCAAAAAGUGGAUGAGGAUGAGAUCCAGAAAAUGCAGAUUUUAGUGUCGUCCUUCUCGGAGGAGCAGCUCAAUCGGUAUGAGAUGUACCGCAGAUCAGCCUUUCCUAAAGCGGCUAUCAAAAGGCUGAUCCAGUCAAUCACAGGCUCCUCUGUGUCUCAGAAUGUGGUCAUCGCCAUGUCCGGCAUUUCAAAGGUGUUUGUCGGGGAGGUGGUGGAGGAAGCUCUGGAUGUGUGUGAGAAGUGGGGGGAGAUGCCUCCGCUGCAGCCCAAGCACAUGAGAGAGGCGGUGCGGAGACUGAAGACCCGAGACCAGAUCCCCAACACCAAGCACAAACGCGUCCUGCUGCAGUGAGGCAGGGCCCCAGGGGCCGGGCCAGAGACACGAGCGGAGCUUCCACUGCCAAGAAAACUCGAGCUGGUCCGGUCUGCCUGCCCCCGCGGAAGCUAGUUCAUUCUUGGGAGCCUUGCCUCGUAGGGAGUCACUUCACAUCUAGAACGAAUGCACAGCGUGAAUAUCCGAAUCACGCUUCAUGACUUUUUCAAGAGGACACCCACACAUCCACGAUGCUGUUUUUCCAACUGAAGGAAUUAACUGGAAGUUGUUGUUGGUGCAAAUAUUACCUCUGGAAUGUGGAGUACAUCUCUUGAAGGCACAUAACAGAAGUGUUACUGUGCAGUAUUUUGAAUCUGCUACAUGGAUCUCUGGUUUAAAAUAAGAAACAGUGGGUGCUGUUGUAUGUCAGUGUGAAAAGGCACAAAGCCAAAAAGUCUGGUAUGAAAGUAAACAUGAGCACACGGUUCUUUUAAAUACCUGGGGAGAGGUACAAGCUGACAUUGGCAGAGUGACUAGUGCCCGCGGUGUACAGUAAUACUGAUUCGAACUUCGGUGCAUCACCAAAUUCCCUGCAAGUUAUUUUUAAAAACCUGUUUUGUUUUCAUUUGCUUUAUGCCAUAUUAGCUUGAUAUAGCCCCUUCAUUUAAUCCAUAUUAACGAUCAAGCUUGUUUAUAAUGUUCAGUGAGUGUUUUACUACCUAGUUCAAUAACAGAAGGAAACGCUGAUAUUUCUUUGGUUUUGUGCAAUGUAGAGGUUGGGUAAUUGUAUCUCCAGUUAUAACGUCAAGUGAAGCUUUGUGCUUCUUUCCCUGUGUGUGUAUUAUUGGAAAAAAAGCCAAUAUGUUGUGUUUAAUAAAAAUAAUUUGAGUUUAAUUAAAAAAAAAAAAAAAAAUGGGCCCUGAUAAUGCCAUUCAAAAGUUUUACAUACAUCAAAAAGAAGCUGUUAUUCAAUAAUGAUGGAACUGUGAUAUAUGGAGGCAGUUUGUAUGUGAAUAAGGACAGCAGAUCACCCUGAAGUUUUGAGUUAAAAACUUUUAAUUUAGAAAUGUUGUCACACAUACAGCACUGGUUCACAGAACCUAUCUGAAUAUAGUAUUAUUAACACUCCACAAGCACAGCCUACAAAUGAAAUAAAAAAAAUACUGUCAAAAACGGCAAACAGUCCUCUGCACUGUACUAAACACCCCAAAGGGUAUUCUACGAAUCCAGCUUUCUGUCAAGUGUCAUUGUUAUUUACUGGAGGACUACACUGGACUGCAAGCCUGGCACAGCACAGCUAAACAUACAAUCUGCCACGUCACAAGCAUUCGUGGCAGAGUGUUCUCAACUUAAAUAUACAAGGUAUAAUUAGCUCACAGAAAUGUGAUUAGUUAGUUCUGCAAAACAUUUUUGACCCUAACACAGCGCUCCUAAAGUUGUGAGCUUUAGGGAGCACGCUCCCUUCAAUGCAGUCCUGUGCUCAAACAUCUUUCAUUCUCAUGCCAGCUGCCUUUCACGCCAGCCUUCAAGUCACUUCAAACCCUGGACCUUCCUUCAGGGGAGGUCUACCAACUACUAUGGCAUUUGCUCUGAACAAUACAUUCUUGAACUGGACAAAAAUAAUACAUAUUAUAUUGCUAAUAAGGCUUAAAUUGAAGCAAUACCACGUUUGCCAACAAAGGCAAAUAAAAGAUCAGGGAACCGAGUCCAACAUCAGUCAUCUUGGCUCUGCUCUAGAGGACAGAGCUGUUCACCAGAGCCACAGUGGAGCUGUGUCUGACUAGUAGUAAGUGAGCUAGCCCACAGAAUCAGGUUAAUACUGAGACUCCUGUGCUGAUCAAACCUCAUUCAAAUUUGUUCCUAACUACUUGUGCACCGCUGUUUAUAUUUGUUUUAAAUCAAGUUGGAAAAGGAGGUAAGAAGAGCACAUGUGACCCCAUUGUUAAAAUGAAAGGGCACAGUCAGUUACUGGCAAGACACGACUACUGUAUUCCUAACUACAGUACACAUGAGCACAUCCACACACCCCUAAGGGAUGGCUGAUGGGGUAGAUGCAAGGGAGUAUUGAGGGACUCCGUUAUUACCAAAAACCUGCAAAUAUGUCAGCAUGUUUCUGACCCAAAUGGAAUCACAUGCACCAGGCCCGAAUACAUUAUACUGCAGUGGAGUGCGACCGGUAUUUGCCAUCAUUAGGUGGCAGACCCUGACUAUGAUUAUAUACAAUACACGUGCAGUGGAGUGUGUUCACAUUAAAUAAAAAAGGCACCCAACAGUAACAAUCUUAACCCCCACCCCCCUCCUCCUUAUCUUGUGAAACUUUAUGUGUUGCAAGCUCCUUUCCCGUAUAUGGUCAGUUAUUUCCAAAUAAAUUAUCUGCGAUUGCAGCUGUGUCCACCAGGUGUCACUGUUAUUCCCCGGUUAGAAAAUGCCACAGGGAUCUAGUCUGUAAUGCACUAUUUGUAUAGUAUAAUUGUGUUGCCUGAAGAAAAAAUCGUACGGGAUUGAGGGACACUGCAUAGAGAGGGCCUCUUGCAAUCCGCAUUAUCUAAAGAUCUGUGGGGCAGAAUGCAACCCGAAAGGGUUCAGACUGCCUGCAUGUUCCUGUGUAGUUCUACAGAGACAAAGUUAAACAAAACAAUCAACAGGCAUGCAUAUAAAUAAAACAGUCCACAUUGAAAACCUGUAUCUGGUGUUCAUUAUUAUUAAUAAUAAUAAUAAUAAUAAUAAUAAUAAUAAUAAUAAUAAUAAUACUCCACACUGAAAUACUGAUCAAGCUUAUUGUUCCUUCUGCUUGUUACAUGUUGCACGAGCUAAAACAAUUACAGAAAAGCACACAGGCUUUCCAGUCUCAAACUGGGAUGCUGUGUAAUGUGGAGAAGACCCCAGGAUAUACAUUCAUUACACACUA